Molecule: messenger RNA, 2701 nt
Organism: Asparagus officinalis (garden asparagus)
Lineage: Eukaryota; Viridiplantae; Streptophyta; Magnoliopsida; Asparagales; Asparagaceae
Product: probable methionine--tRNA ligase
Exons: 16
Coding region: 1-2496 (831 amino acids)
Biological process (GO): methionyl-tRNA aminoacylation
Cellular component (GO): aminoacyl-tRNA synthetase multienzyme complex; cytosol
Molecular function (GO): tRNA binding; ATP binding; methionine-tRNA ligase activity
Source: RefSeq, a predicted model, not a curated record
AUGAAUCCAUCCAGGAUCCGACCCGCAAACACCCUCGCCCUUUCUCCCACUUGCCUCUCGAAUCCGCCUCCAAAUUCCUCUCGCACUGUCGCCUCUCUCUUCCUCCCCCCACUCCAAAUUCGCUCUCAAAUUUUCAUAAAACCCCUCGCGCUUCACUUCCAUCUACGAUCGAGCCCAAAAUGGGAGAAACCAAUCCCCCGAAGCUCCCCAUCAGGUGUUUUGAGCGCCGAUGUGUUCGCGAGGUACUGCCGGCUGAGGGGAUACAACGCGAUCUAUAUUUGCGGAACUGAUGAGUACGGGACGGCGACGGAGACUAAGGCCAUGGAGGAGAAAUGCUCUCCCAAGGAGAUUUGCGAUAAAUACCAUGCAAUUCAUAAGGAAGUCUAUAACUGGUUUGGAAUAAGUUUUGAUGAGUUUGGUCGCACAUCAACUCCACAACAGACCGAAGUUUGCCAAGCGAUAUUUCACAAAUUGUGGGAGAAUAAAUGGCUUACUGAAAAAACUAUGGAGCAGCUUUAUUGUGAUACAUGCAAACGCUUUUUGGCUGAUCGAUUAGUGGAGGGAACAUGCCCAACUUUGGGCUGCGAUUAUGAUUCUGCACGUGGUGACCAGUGUGAAAAAUGUGGGAAAUUGUUAAAUCCUACUGAACUUAAGGAUCCUAAGUGCAAGGUUUGCCGGAACACUCCACGCCUGCAAGAAACAAACCACUUGUUUUUGGAACUCCCUGCCCUCAGUGGUAAACUUGAAGAGUACAUCAAUACUAUGUCAGUGGCUGGAGGAUGGAGCCAAAAUGCUAUUCAGACGACACAUGCAUGGUUGAAGGAAGGAUUAAAGUCUCGUUGUAUUACAAGGGAUCUUAAAUGGGGUGUUCCUGUUCCCCAUGACAAGUACAAAGAUAAGGUGUUUUAUGUUUGGUUUGAUGCUCCAAUUGGAUAUGUUUCGAUCACAGCUUGUUACACACCUGAAUGGGAAAAAUGGUGGAAAAAUCCUGAAAAUGUGGAGCUAUAUCAGUUCAUGGGCAAAGAUAAUGUGCCAUUUCACACGGUUAUGUUUCCUUCAACGCUUCUUGGAACUGAUGAAAGCUGGACGUUAAUGAAGACGAUAAGUGUCACAGAGUAUUUAAACUAUGAAGCAGGGAAGUUUUCCAAAAGUAAGGGUAUUGGAGUUUUUGGUAACGAUGCAAAGGAUACAAAGAUUCCUGCAGAAGUUUGGCGAUACUACUUACUAAGUAACAGGCCUGAAGUAUCAGACACAUUGUUUACGUGGACAGAUUUGCAGGCUAAACUGAACAGCGAGUUGCUGAAUAAUUUGGGGAAUUUUAUUAAUCGUGUUCUGAGCUUCAUUGCUAAACCUGCUGGAUCAGGCUAUGGUUCCAUCAUUCCUGACGUUCAGAAUGCAGAAUCGCAUCAGUUAACCAAAAAUUUAGGUGAGACAGUUGGGAAAUUGGUAGAUCAAUAUCUUGAUGCCAUGGAGAAGGUUAAGCUAAAACAGGGUUUAAAGACUGCUAUGAGCAUAUCAAGCGAAGGGAAUGCAUAUUUGCAAGAGAGCCAAUUCUGGAAGCUUUACAAGGAAGAUCCUUCUUCAUGCUCCAUCGUUAUAAAGACUUCAGCUGGACUUGUUUUCCUUCUUGCAAAUUUAUUAGAACCUUUCAUGCCCUCCUUUGCUGUAGAAGUUCUAAGGCAGCUUAGUUUGUCUGCUGAUGCACAUAUCUCAUUAUGUGAUGAGAAAGGAGACACGGAGAAGGCAAAAAGACCUUGGGACUUUCUUCCAUCUGGUCAUAAAAUAGGGAAACCUGAACCGGUGUUCAAAGAAAUGAAAGAUGAAGAUGUAGAAUUUUUUAGGCAGAAAUUUGCUGGUAGUCAGUCUGAUAGAAUCGAGAAAGCAGAAGCUGAGGCGAAGAUUGCUGAGAAACUGAAGUCCACAAAGAUUUCAGAAGGGAAUGCAAAGAAACAAAAGGUGAAGUCCAUAGGUGCUGCAAAACCAAAGCCCUCAGAAGCAGAAAUUUCUGUUUCUAGGCUUGACAUUCGUGUAGGUCUCAUCAAGAAAGUUCAGAAGCAUCCAGAUGCUGACUCCCUAUACGUGGAAGAGAUUGAUAUAGGUGAGGAGUUGCCUAGGACCGUUGUGAGUGGUCUCGUCAAAUUCAUUCCUCUUGAAGAAAUGCAGGAUCGAAAGGUAUGUGUUCUUUGUAAUCUUAAGCCAGCCACCAUGAGGGGUAUUAAAUCGCAGGCAAUGGUAUUAGCUGCCUCCAAUGAUGAUCACACCAAAGUUGAGUUGGUUGACCCGCCAGCUUCAGCCAAGAUCGGGGAAUCUGUAACUUUUCCUGGGUAUUCUGGAGAACCAGACAACAUGUUGAAUGCCAAGAGCAAAGUCUGGGAAAAGUUGCAGAUAGAUUUACACACAGAUGCAGAGUUGACAGCUUGCUAUAAAGACGUUCCAUUCACAACAUCUGCUGGUAUUUGCAAGGUCACAUCCAUUGUUAACGGGGCAAUUAGGUAAAAUGUUGGUUGCAUAUUGCUCCAUGAAACUAUUCGAAAGGUUUUGCCUCAAAUAUGUCGUCGUUAUAAUUCCUAACUAAGUUUCUAACUGUGUAGAUUGAUAAAAUAUGAUUUUCCCUCUUCAGUAAAAGGUAGUUGUAUCAGGUUUGUUCUAGCAAUUGGUUGCGUAUUGCUUCAUGAAACCAUUCGAAAGGUUUUGUCUCAAA